AUGGUUAACCACUUCGUUCAGGAGUUCAAGAGGAAGAACAAGAAAGAUAUUAGUGGGAACGCAAGAGCUUUGAGGAGAUUGAGAACCGCUUGUGAAAGAGCGAAGAGGACUCUUUCAUCAACUGCUCAAACCACAAUCGAAAUUGAUUCUCUAUACGAAGGAAUCGAUUUCUACUCUACAAUCACCCGUGCAAGGUUUGAAGAGUUGAACAUGGAUUUGUUCAGAAAGUGUAUGGAUCCAGUCGAGAAGUGUUUGAGAGACGCGAAGAUGGAUAAGAGCAACGUACACGACGUGGUUCUCGUGGGUGGGUCAACCCGGAUUCCUAAAGUUCAACAACUGUUGCAGGAUUUCUUCAACGGGAAAGAUCUCUGUAAGAGCAUCAACCCAGAUGAAGCGGUGGCUUAUGGAGCUGCCGUUCAGGCCGCCAUUUUAAGCGGCGAAGGAAACGAAAAAGUUCAGGAUCUGCUUCUUCUCGAUGUCACCCCUCUGUCUCUAGGGCUUGAAACUGCUGGUGGUGUUAUGACGGUGUUGAUACCCAGAAACACCACCAUUCCGACCAAGAAAGAGCAGGUGUUUUCUACUUACUCUGACAAUCAACCAGGCGUUUUGAUUCAGGUUUACGAAGGUGAAAGAACACGAACUAAAGACAACAACCUGCUCGGAAAAUUCGAGCUUUCCGGGAUCCCUCCUGCUCCUCGUGGUGUUCCACAGAUCACCGUUUGUUUCGACAUUGAUGCUAACGGGAUUUUGAAUGUGUCGGCUGAAGAUAAAACGACAGGACAGAAGAACAAGAUCACGAUUACAAAUGAUAAAGGAAGGCUGUCGAAGGAGGAGAUAGAGAAGAUGGUGCAGGAGGCGGAGAAAUACAAGGCGGAGGAUGAAGAGCAUAAGAAGAAGGUGGAGGCGAAGAACACGUUGGAGAACUAUGCGUAUAACAUGAGGAACACGAUUAAAGAUGAGAAGAUUAGCUCAAAGCUGGCGGCGGAUGACAGGAAGAAGGUGGAGGAUGCGGUGGAGGAGGCGAUACACUGGUUGGAUGGGAACCAGCUGGCGGAGGUUGAUGAGUUUGAGGACAAGAUGAAGGAGCUUGAAGGGAUAUGUAAUCCGAUUAUUGCAAAGAUGUAUCAGGGUGGUGCAGGUGGGCCGGAUAUGGGUGGAGAUAUGGAGGAUGACGGACCUUCCACCGGUGGUGGCGCUGGACCCAAGAUUGAAGAGGUGGAUUAA
Molecule: messenger RNA, 1224 nt
Organism: Lactuca virosa
Lineage: Eukaryota; Viridiplantae; Streptophyta; Magnoliopsida; Asterales; Asteraceae
Source: the annotation of a GenBank genome assembly